UUGUUACUGAAUCGCUGUAAUGUUGCCAUCAUUAUUAUCAUACAGUAGCUUAAUUUGGUUUUGUGGUUUGUGGCAUAUUGUUGUUAAUUUAUGCCUAAUCGUUCUUAUUAUGAUGCUAAACGUAUUGCAGCAUAUUAUUAAGCUGGCUGUUGUUCCUCUUUUUAGGCCGUUGCUUGUAUUGUAGGGUAUUUAGAGUUUUAUGGAGAUUGUAUUGUUUUGAUUGGGUUGUAUCAGUAAUGUGCAACAAAAAAAAAAAAACUUUAAUCAGUUCUUUAAUCAAUAAUGCUAUUUUUUUUGUGAGUACUAUGAAAUGUAUUUCUGUCUGCACAACUGCUCACCUGGUGACGAUUUAGGAAUGCCCAUACCUGUAUAGGUUUUGAGGUGUUAUCUUGUGAGUGAGGAUGAACACUGUCCAGAAUGCUAAAUGGAAGGUGGCAUGAAUCUAAGUGGAGUCUGUCCGAGGCCUGAUAGUGGGUGCCAGGUGGAUGGGACACAGAAGGCAUUACCACUCACAGUGGACAGUGCAGUGGGUGGUAAUGAUGGUGAUUGGCAGCAUCUGGCUAGAAUUGUCUGUGCAAACAGCAGCUAGUAACAAGAGACUCUGGAGCAGUCCACAUCCACAUUCAAUGCAGGAGAGCCAACAUGCAUAAUAGCACUGUCCCAUGACAUUUGCCACAUCAGUGUGUACAGUAUAUGGACUGAUAUGGUCUGGGCUCUUAUGGGUUAAUGGUACCAUUUCUAACAAAUGUACGAAUUUGAUCUGCAUAGCAUUUUUAUUGAUUUAUGAAUUUUUUAAUAGUUUACUAGUAAUCCUGACUGUGCUACAGUAAUGACUUCACAGUGUAAACAGUGACGCAGUCUGCAUCAAAGCUACGUGCAGGUUAAAGAUGAUGAUGAUGACGCGCUGGGCUGCAGGAGGUAGAGCAGCAGAAAGAGAAACAGGAGGAAGAGAGAGAGAGAGAGAGAAAGGAGGGAAAGAGAGAGAGAAAGAGAGGCAGAGACAGAGAGAGUGGGCAGCCCUGCUGCCACCCUGCCGUCGCCAGCUGAUCAUGGGUGAGGUUCGGAGCAGCGCAUUCAAAGCCUCUGCGGGGAUGGGGGAGAGACGGAGCUGCCGCGGCUUUCCCAGGAGCCGCAGCGCCUCGGCCUCUUUUCCAGGGAACCUGCACCUGGUUCUGGUUCUGAGACCCACCAGCUUCUUCCAGCGCACCGUCACGGACCUCGGCUUCCGCUUCAGCCAGGAGGAUUUCAUGCUCAAAAUGCCUGUAGUGAUGCUGAGCUCUGUCACAGACCUGCUGCGCUACAUUGAUGAGAAUCAGCUGACCUCAGAGUUUGGAGGCACUCUGGACUACUGCCACAGUGACUGGAUUGUCCUCAGAACAGCCAUAGAGAGCUUUGCAGUGACGGUGAAGGACAUCGCGCAGAUGCUGCAGGCAUUUGGGACUGAGCUGGCUGAAACGCAGCUACCUGAAGACACCAGCGCAAUAGAGCUGCUGCUGCUGUCUCACACUGAGAAAUACAGGAGACUGAAGGAUGCCAUCAAGUCAGUGAUGAGGGAGGGGCGACACCUGCUUUGCAGUCUGGAGGCUUCAGGGAAAGAAGUGGAUAAAGACACGCACUGGGACAUAUCACAGGACUGGGACACGGUGCAGAGACUGCUGGCUCAGCUCAGAGACAUGGAGAUGGCUUUCGACGGCUUCUUUGACAAACACCAUCUGAAACUGCAGCAGUACCUACAGCUGCUGAGAUACGAGCACAGCUUCCAAGAGAUGGAGAGCUUGUUACAGAAGCUGAGUGUUCAGGAGAGGAAACUGAUCAUCACAGGAGACACGCUGACCCAGACUGAGCAGACCAGCAAAGAUCUGAGCGCUCUGGAGAAACGAGCCAUGGAGGAGAUGGCUCGCGCUCAGGUGAUGAUACUGCAUGGGCACCAGCUGGCUGCAGGGCAUCACUACGCCAUGGCUCUGAUAAUCCAGCGAUGUAAUGAGCUCAGACAUCACUGUGACACCCUAAACUCCGCCCUCAGCACCAAACGCAAGGAACUCACACAAGUCCAGACGUUACUGCAACGCCUGGAGGAGGCCCAGCGGUGGUGUGAUGAGGGCACAUACCUUCUGGCCAAUCAGCUGGUAGAUAAGGUCCAGUCUAAAGAAGGAGCUCAGGCAGCUCUGAGGGAUAUCGAGAAGUUCCAGGAGGGGGCGCCAGCGCUCCUCACUGCAGGCUCUGACCUGCUGUUCAUGGAAUAUGAGAGCGUUCUCACCACUCAGCUACAGACUCAUAUAGAGAAGACGUUUGAGAAGCACGCCUCCGUGCAGAAUCUGAUCCAGGCCAGACAGACCUGCCUGAAGAAACUAGCAGACAAACACGUGAGACCCAUCCUGCUGGUGGCCCCCCGACCUGAAAACCCACCCCGCUCCAAAUCCCCCAUCUUCUCCCCUAAACACGAUUUUAAUUCAAGUAUAAAGUUCACCUUUGACCUCUCCCUACCCGGCAAGAGAACAUCACGGAAAUGCCCAAACUCCCGCAAGAUUGAAGUGAUGCACGACUAUCAGAACCGCAGCUCUCUGUCCUACAUUGUAGACGGGGAGGACAGUGCUGAUCUGCUGAAACGGCAUGUAAUGAAGGAGCUGAUUGAGACCGAGAGAAUAUAUGUAGAAGAGCUUCUAGCUGUGCUGCUGGGUUACAGGGCUGAGAUGGACAACCCCUCGCUCUCUGCCCUCCUGCCCACCAGCCUACGCAAUAAGAGAGAUGUUCUGUUUGGAAACAUGCCAGACAUCUACAAUUUCCACAGCAGGCUCUUCCUGAAGGACCUGGAAAGCUGUUUGGAGAUGCCCGAGGCUGUGGGAGCGUGUUUUCUUGAGCGGAAAGAACACUUCCAGGUGUAUGAAUGCUACUGUCAGAAUAAGCCCCGAUCGGAGUCUUUGUGGAGACAGUUCUCAGACUGUGCCUUUUUUCAGGAGUGCCAAAAGAAGCUGGAGCACAAACUGGCUCUGGAUUCGUACCUGUUAAAACCAAUCCAGCGCCUUACAAAGUACCAGCUCUUACUGAAGGAGUUGUUGAAGUACAGCUCAGGUUGUGAGAGGGUUUCUGAACUGCAGGGGGCGCUAGCUGCUAUGCUGGACCUGCUGAAGUCAGUUAAUGAUUCUAUGCACCAGAUCGCCAUCACAGGAUAUGAGGGAGAACUGAGUGAUUUGGGACGGGUCCUGAUGCAGGGCUCCUUCAGUGUGUGGAUUGGUCAUAAGAAGGGUCCGACGCGGAUGAAGGAUCUGACGAGGUUUAAGCCCAUGCAGAGACACCUGUUCCUGUACGAGCGAGCACUGCUGUUCUGUAAGAGGAGGGAGGAGCACGGAGAGAACGCUGACAAAACUCCCUCCUACAGCUUCAAACACUGUCUGAAGAUGAGCGCAGUGGGCAUCACAGAGAAUGUGAAAGGAGAUGUGAAGAAGUUUGAGAUCUGGUACAGCGGCAGAGAGGAGGUGUACGUGGUGCAGGCACCAUCAGUAGAGGUGAAGCUGGCCUGGCUGAACGAGAUGAGGAAAAUCCUCACCAACCAGCAGAAGAUCCUCAAAGAAGAAUUGUGUCACUCAAGCCCAUUGGCUGAGCAGAUGCAGCUGUCUCCGCCCCUCUCUGAGAGCAAACAGCAGAGAGCGUCAGUCAGCUCGGAGGAGACGGAGUCGGGCCGCAGCAGUCCGGACCCAACCAGCCACUCUCCACAGCACCAGCGCAACAGACGCAGCUGGCCGGGUGCUCCUCACUCUGUUGAUAUCUGUGAGGGUCUGGAGGACUGGAGUGGAGUUAACAGCGUCUCUAACCUGACUGACACAGAGGAAGAGGACACUGCUCAGUGGGCCCCAGGCAGGUACAGAGCGUUAGGAGAUUACCGCAGACACGGACCUGAUGACCUCAUCAUUAAGUGUGGUGAUGUCAUACAGCUGCAGCAGGAGGAGAAUGACGGACAGUGGCUGGUGAAGAACCUGAGCCGGAGGCAGGAGGGCCGGAUGCCUGCAGCCAACCUGCAGUUUGUUCUGGGACGCAGCAGCAGGGGGCUCUGCAGUCGGCUGGGAGAAGGGGGAAUUCGGAAAGCUCGGAAGCUCAGCUCCCCCUAGGAUAGACCUCCAGUACUGCAGCCCUGCGGCCUCCUCAUCCUCACAGCUGCACAAACUCUAUCCAACGUCCUGACCUUACAGCUGUUCUUUAUUCUACAUUUAAAACUGAGAAACAGGGAUUUCUGUUUGUCUUCCAGCUGGAUGUUUUUAAUAUCAGGGACUGAAGGAAGGAUCAGGAGUUUUUACUGUACUGUAUAAAACCCUCGCCAGCAUUUUUUAGGAUCUACUGAGAUUCCUUUCUCCUGUUGUACUGUAUUCCUCCCACCAGAACUCCAAAUUACAACCUGCACACCCUCAUCUGUUUCCCAGUUAAUAUUCCACACUCCUCCCAACCCUGGAGCUUCCUGAAACCUGGAGCUUUUUUUUUUUUAACCAGCUGUGGAGAACAGUCCAAGGUGUGGCCGUUGAUCAGCACUGAUCCAGAUGUGGCCUUGAUUAGCUGUGACCAGCUUUUCCUAUCCUCUUCCUCCUCUCUUCUUAUCAUAUGAACACUGUUUAAAAACGACUUUUUAUGAAGGCACUUGAACUUUUUCAACUAUCUUCUCGACAAUGGACUGUUUAAACUGCUGAAACUAUCAUGGCUUCCCACCUUUAUCACAGCAAUAUGUGUUUGAGGUGCUGAGUACUGAAUCUGUAUGUUGGCUCUCUUUUAAGCUUUCCGAGAGAUAUCUUUUUUAUUUUUAUUAUUUUAAGGCCAAAAUAAUGUGCCAUAAUGCCUUUAUUUCCUCCUGUACACUAAGUUAAGCUGCUGCCUUCAAUCAUACCCGAGUUCUUACCUUGUACUCACAAUCCUUUGCUAUAAUGGCUGGUCAUUUUAACGUUUUCACUCCUAACCACCUUUCAUUUGUUGAAUUUACAAGAAGAAGUAAUUAUAAUAGUUUAAGUAUACUAUAUUUAACAAACACUUUCUUUUAAAGUCAAACGAGCACUGGAUGUUAAUCUACACAGAUUUUUUUCCCGAAAACUGUUUAUUUCUGUGAGUAAAGCACUUCCAUUUAUUUACAGUAAGCUUAGAUUUCCAGAUUUUGUCCCACAUUGUUUGUUUUAACAUGGUAAAUGCGUGAUUUAAGAAUUUAAAGUGUACUUUAUAGUGCAAAAAAUACAUCUAUUAAACAUUGAGUUAUUAAACAGGACAAGAUAAAGUACAAGAUGAACUCAAAGAAAUUAUAAUCAUUUAAAUAUAGUAUAUUUAACCUAUAAGUCCACUUUGACAGGGUUAUUCAGAACUGUAGGUCUAAAAGUAUGUGAAACUAAUCUGAAAGCUCAGUAGACAAUAGACCAACCCCGAAAUCCAGACCUCAACAUCAUUGAAGUUGUUUGUAUUUUUUUUUUUAAGUGUGUCUCCUGAAACUAAUAGUCGCUAUAAAAUGGAAAAGACUACACUCACUUUAUUAAACAUUAAACAUAUUAAACAUGAUGUUAAAUUUACUUUACUAGGCUUCAAAUUUCAGCUUUUUCUAAAGCUGACAAAAGAUAUCGUUAAUAAAUGGUUGUAAAUUAAAUAAAUGAAAGGGAGGUCUCUGGUUUUAGCAGUGCACACACUGAGUAUACACUGUAAAUGUAACUGUACAAGGUGUGCCUAUUUCAUAGGUUCAUCUGAUUAAAUGACCCGUAAAUGUAGGUACAAGGAAGCUGAACCUUAUAUAUUUUUUUUACAAUUUGAUUUGUAAUAAUAACAGAAUUUGAUUAGUAAUGUUUGUUUUUAGUACUGUAGAUUUCUGUACCUCAGAAAUUAGUUUAAACUCAAUCGUAAGAAACUGCAGGUCACAAGUAGUGAUGCAUUUAAUAGUUUCCCAACUGCAUAUAAUUUUAAAUGGAGAUUUUCAAUUGAAUUGAAAAAAAUAGUCCAAGACUAGGUUUAAUCCUUGUCUGAGAAACUGACCCUUGGCAUUUGAAAAAAAAAUCCAUUUCAUUUAUAAAAUGGUGAAAAGGUGGCGAAAUGAUGGAAAACCUAUUUUUGGCCAAAAUAAAAAAAGCAAGCAUUUUACUUUUUAACGUUUUUAAGUGUUAAAAUAUUUUUUUAAUCAUUUCUAUUGGAUUAUUCAUAAUAGAAUUUUGACGUAAUGUAUCAGAAGGACAGCUCCUGUGUUCAAAUUAUAAAAAGUACACAAAACAGAAUAAAUACAGUUAAAUACUGUUUUUUAUUGUUUAUUUUGUUGGACAGCAACAAUAGGUUGAGUCUUCUUCUGAGUAACAGGUGCUUCACCAAGCCGUUAGUAUGGAGCCCACAGUGUUGAUUAUUAAUUAAGAGAUGAGGGCCCGAGGUGGCCCCUGAAUUGACGCACAUGUUGAGUUGUGUGCGAGUGACGGAGCAUGGAGACGUGAUCGGUUCCCAUUCACGCUGAUGUGUGUGUGUAUGUGUGUGUGUGUGUGUGCUCUCUAAUCUAGGCUUCCUAUUAGAGAUCAUACUGCAAAAAUGUACCCACUGUGUCAAGCGCUUAAUUAAAUAUUGAUUGCAGACUUAUAUGAAUUUACCACAUCAAAUCAAGCCCCCAGUUGGAGGGCUGCCUUUGAUAUACCAGCGUUUGAAGUGGAAAUGAGUUGGGCGACGCAGCAGGAGAAACUCCAAAGUACACAUUUCUUAUGUUAUUAAUUUAUUUAUUUUCCUAUCAAGUUGUUCUCCUGCAGCUCUCUGCCAGCCUCUGGAAAUCACGUCUCUAUAACCUUAAACACACUGCAGUACUGGCAAUACCAACAAUUACAGCUGUUACUCCCUCAUUACUUCUCCGUUAAUGUGUCUCAACAGCUUUAAAUGAAGUCAAUAAUUUAAUCAUUUUGUUGGGAAUAUGUAUGCACAUGGACUUUAUUGUAAUACUGUAAAUGUAGCACUGUUACACUAUGUUACACAUUUUGUACAGACUGUUGUAUAAUUGUAAAUAUGUGUAUUUAAAUAAAUUAAGACAUUUUUCUAGAAA
Astyanax mexicanus (Mexican tetra) is the source of this 7018-nucleotide messenger RNA. It is a transcript of the gene mcf2a, whose product is annotated as MCF.2 cell line derived transforming sequence a. The coding region runs from base 888 to 4103 and encodes 1071 amino acids. The record is from RefSeq and is a predicted model, not a curated record. Gene Ontology annotation, molecular function: protein binding; guanyl-nucleotide exchange factor activity. Gene Ontology annotation, cellular component: cytoplasm. The transcript is spliced from 27 exons. Lineage: Eukaryota; Metazoa; Chordata; Actinopteri; Characiformes; Acestrorhamphidae. Gene Ontology annotation, biological process: intracellular signal transduction; dendrite development.